This is a messenger RNA of Schizophyllum commune H4-8, 6654 nucleotides long. RefSeq names its product Sec63-domain-containing protein. The transcript has 13 exons. The record is from RefSeq and is a predicted model, not a curated record. Bases 26 to 6505 code for a protein of 2159 amino acids. NCBI's taxonomy places the organism in Eukaryota, Fungi, Basidiomycota, Agaricomycetes, Agaricales, Schizophyllaceae. Gene Ontology annotation, molecular function: ATP binding; ATP hydrolysis activity; nucleic acid binding. Gene Ontology annotation, cellular component: nucleus.
GCUCUCCUUCCCCAGAACACUGACGAUGUCGGGCCAGGGGAAAAAGCUGUCUGGCUACAACUACGGGGACAUCUCGUCCCUUGUCCUCACCGCAGACCGCUCUGCGCUCCCUAGACGCGACAAGGAACCGGAUGGCGCACCGACUUCACUGGCGGGGCGCAUCGACCCCAAAGACAUGGGCUCCCGAGCCCUGCGGGAAGCACCCAAGGACAUCGAGAAGAAGAAGAAAAAGGCAGCAGACCGCACUGAAGUCGCCGACAAGGUCAAGCGGAAGGCCGAGUCCUCUCGGUUCAUGGCUGCAGACAUCAUUGAGGCGACCCAGGACCUUGAGGACCUCACAUACCGCCCCCGCACCGCCGAGACCCGCGAGAUCUACUCCCUCAUGCUUGCUGCAGUCAACUCUGCCCUAGGGGACGAAGCACCUGACGUCGUACGAAGCGCCACGGACGUAGUGCUCGAGGUGUUGAAGAACGAGGCGGUCAAGGACUUCGACAAGAAGAAGGAGAUCGAGGAAGUUGUCGGCCCUCUGUCGUCCGAGCAGUUCUCGCAGCUGCUAUCUCUGUCGAAGAAGAUAACUGACUACGGCGACGAGGACGAGACUAUGGCCGACCCCGACGCAGAGAAGAAGGAGACGGAGAUCGACGACGACGUCGGUGUUGCCGUCGUGUUCGACGAGGAGGAGCAAGACGAAGAGGAGGACGAAGGCUUUGAGAUUGGAGAGGAGUCUGACGAAGAAGAGGAAGAAGAAGACGCAGAGGCCCCAGCCGAGGGUGCGGAAGGGGAGGACGAGGCGCUUGUGAUCGGGGGGGAGGGUUCGAAGACGAAGAAGGACAAAGCCGACAAGGACAUUGUCGCCCCACACGAAAUCGACGGUUUCUGGGUUCAACGCCAGAUCUCAGAAGCCUACCCCGACCCCGUCACUGCCGCCGACAAAGCAUCUGCUGUCAUCUCCAUCCUCGGUUCUGAGUCCAGCUUGCGCGAUUGCGAGAACCAGCUCAUGGACCUCUUCGAGUACCAGAGCUUCCACAUCAUCACCAAGUUUCUCAAGAACCGCGAUGUCAUCUUCUGGUGCACAAAGCUCAUGCGUAGCGAUGCGGACGAGCGUGUCAACGUCGAGGUGGCUAUGCGCGAGAAGGGCGUUGGCUGGAUCCUGCGCGAGCUCGCCGGUGACAGGCAGGCGAAGACUGGGAAGGGGGAUGCUAUGGACGUCGACGAGGCCAAACCUGAGGUCCCCAAGACGGCGACGCUGGCUCCUGGCAGCACGGUUCAGCCAAAGCGCGUACUCGACCUCGAGAGCAUGGCUUUCAGCCAGGGUGGUCACCUUAUGUCAAACAAGAAGUGCAAGCUGCCCGAAGGCUCGUUCAAGCGCUCGCGAAAAGGUUACGAGGAGAUUCACGUCCCGGCGCCGAAGAAGAAGGAGCCUGCCCCCUCCGAGAUCGUGCCCGUUGAGGCGCUCCCGGCGUGGGCACGAGAGGCGUUCACCGUCCCGCGCUUGAACCAGAUUCAAAGCAAGCUUUUCCCCGUUGCUUUUGGCACGGAUGAACCAUUGCUUCUCUGUGCACCUACCGGUGCGGGAAAGACGAACGUCGCCAUGUUGACCAUUUUGAAUGAGCUUGCGAAGUACCGCGACGAAGCCACCGGCACGUUCGACCUCGACGCCUUCAAGAUCGUUUACAUCGCACCCAUGAAGGCCUUGGUACAGGAGAUGGUCGGCAACUUCUCAGCCCGUUUGAAGGUCUUCGGCAUCAAAGUCGGCGAGCUUACCGGUGACUCCCAAAUGACGAAGCAGCAGAUAUCCGAGACGCAGAUCAUCGUCACUACGCCCGAGAAGUGGGAUGUCAUUACCCGCAAGAGCACCGAUACCAGCUACACGAACCUCGUCCGCCUCAUUAUCAUCGACGAGAUCCACCUUCUGCACGACGAUCGUGGACCCGUCUUGGAGGCUGUUAUCGCGCGUACCAUCCGGCGUAUGGAGCAGACGAACGAGUACGUUCGUUUGGUUGGGUUGUCGGCCACACUCCCCAAUUACAAGGAUGUCGCAGCGUUUCUUCGCGUCGACGAGUCCAAGGGCCUCUUCUACUUCGAUGCGUCGUACCGCCCCUGUACGCUUCAGCAGCAGUUCAUCGGCGUCACGGAGAAAAAGGCGAUCAAGCGGUAUCAGGUCAUGAACGAGGUCUGCUACGAGAAGGUGCUUGAUCAGGCGGGCAAGAACCAGACGCUUGUCUUCGUGCACUCUCGCAAGGAGACGGGCAAGACCGCCAAGUACCUGCGCGACACGGCCGUCGACAAGGAGACGAUUACCCAGUUCGUACGCCCGGAGAGCAGCACGCGCGAGAUUCUCCUGGAGAUGGCGUCUAGCGUGAAGGAUCCCGUUCUCGCCGACAUCCUCCCCUUCGGCUUUGGUAUCCAUCACGCCGGUAUGUCCCGCGAGGACCGUUCGCUCGUGGAAGAGCUUUUCGCCGAGGGUCACAUCCAGGUCUUGCUCUGUACCGCUACGCUCGCUUGGGGUGUCAAUCUGCCUGCGCACACUGUCAUCAUCAAGGGCACGCAGAUCUACAACCCCGAGAAGGGCCGCUGGACCGAGCUGUCCUCGCAGGAUGUGCUCCAGAUGCUCGGUCGCGCCGGUCGCCCGCAGUACGACACGUUCGGCGAGGGUGUCAUCAUCACGAACCACUCCGAGCUGCAGUACUACCUGAGCUUGAUGAACCAGCAGCUGCCCAUCGAGUCGCAGUUCGUCGCGAAGCUGGCGGACAAUUUGAACGCCGAGAUUGUGCUCGGGACUAUCCGCAACCGCGACGAGGCCGUGCAGUGGCUGGGGUACACCUACCUGUAUGUCCGCAUGCUCAAGGACCCGUCGCUAUACAGCGUCGGCGUGGACUACCAGGUUGACGACGUUGGGCUCGUGCAGAAGCGCGCGGAUAUCGUGCACUCGGCGGCUACGCUUCUCGAGAAGAGCCAGCUUCUGAAGUACGAGCGCGCUACCGGGCGCUUCCACAGCACCGAGCUCGGCCGGAUCGCGUCGUACUUCUACGUCACGCACAACUCGAUGCUGGUGUACAACAAGCACUUGCGGCCGACGAUGUCGACGAUUGAGCUGUUCAGGGUGUUCGCGCUGUCGAACGAGUUCAAGCUCAUUCCGGUGCGGCAGGAAGAGAAGAUUGAGUUGGCUAAACUGCUCGAGCGUGUACCCAUCCCGGUGAAGGAGAGCGUGGAGGAGCCGGCAGCAAAGAUCAAUGUGUUGCUGCAGGCGUACAUCUCGCGAUUGAAGCUCGAUGGCUUCGUCUUGGUCGCCGACAUGGUCUUCAUUCAACAGUCAGCCGGCCGUAUCCUUCGUGCCAUGUUCGAGAUCUGCCUCAAGCGUGGAUGGGCUGUUCCUGCGAAGGCGUGCUUGGACCUUUGCAAGAUGGUUGAGAAGCGAAUGUGGGGUUCUAUGACGCCUUUGCGCCAGUUCCCGGAUGUGCAUCCUCAGGUCAUUCGCAAGGCUGAGGGCAAGCAAUUCCCUUGGUACCGCUACUUCGAUUUGAGCCCGCCCGAAAUUGGCGAGUUGAUUGGCAUCCCGGCCCAGGGCAACAAGGUUCACCGCCUGGUCCACAGCUUCCCGAAGCUUCAAUUGCAGGCACAGGUUCAGCCCAUCACCCGCUCGCUUCUGCGCAUCGACCUAACCAUCACGCCUGACUUCCGAUGGGACGAGAAGUACCACGGCACGUCGGAGUCGUUCUUCAUCCUUGUCGAGGACGUUGAUGGCGAGAUCAUCCUCUUCCACGACCAGUUUGUCCUGCGUCAGCGUUAUGCGGAGGAUGAGCACAACGUCACCCUCACUGUGCCGAUGUUUGAGCCCGUUCCCCCCAACUACUACAUCUCGGUCGUGUCUGAGCGCUGGCUCCACGCCGAGACGCGCCUGCCCAUAUCCUUCAAGUACCUCAUCCUGCCGGAGAAGUUCCCACCACCCACCCCUCUCCUCGACCUCCAGCCGCUCCCGCUGUCCGCACUCCACAACAAGGAGUUCGAGAGCAUCUACUCCUCGGAGAUCAAGACGUUCAACAAGAUUCAGACGCAGGUGUUCCAGGCGUUGUACACCACCGAUGAGAACGUCUUCAUCGGCGCACCUACCGGCAGCGGCAAGACUGUCUGCGCCGAGUUCGCUCUUCUGCGCCUAUGGAGCAAGCGCGAACAGCCGCGGGCAGUGUGCAUCGAACCGUUCCAGGAGAUGGUGGAUAUGCGGGUAGCAGAGUGGCAGGCCAAGUUCUCCAAGCUACAAGGGGGAAAGGAGAUCGUCAGUCUCACCGGUGAGACCAGCGCAGACCUUCGCUUGUUGGAAAAGGGAGACGUCAUCGUCUGCACGCCUACCCAAUGGGAUGUUAUCUCCCGUAGAUGGCGUCAGCGAAAGAACGUGCAGAACAUUGGUUUGAUUAUCGCGGACGAGGUACAGCAAGUCGGUGGCGAGGUCGGGCCCACCUACGAGGUCAUCUUGUCUCGCACAAGAUACGUGUCUGCGCAGACGGAGAUCAAGACUCGCAUCGUUGCCUGCGGUGUGUCCUUGGCCAAUGCUCGCGACCUUGGAGAGUGGAUCGGCGCCCCUUCACACGAUAUCUUCAACUUCUCGCCAAGUGCUCGUCCUCUUGACAUGGAUAUCCACAUUCAGUCCUUCACCAUCCCCCACUUCCCCUCCCUUAUGAUUGCGAUGUCGAAGCCCGCUUACUUGGCAAUCACAGAGUACGCACCAACCAAGCCGACCAUCAUCUUUGUGCCAUCUCGUCGCCAAUGUCGCCUCACUGUGGACGUCCUUCUCACACAUUGCUCUGCCGAUGACAACCCUGACCGGUUCCUCAAUGCCGACCUCGAAGCCAUUCAGCCUCACUUGGACCGCUUGUCGGACGAGGGCCUGAAGGAGUGUAUGAAGCACGGCAUCGGCUACUACCACGAAGCGUUGAGCAAGCAGGACAAGCGCAUCGUACAGCGUAUCUUCGAGUCUGGUGCCAUCCAGGUGCUUGUGGCGAGCAAGGACACCGCGUGGAGUCUUCCCGUUGCCAGCUACAUGGUCAUCAUCAUGGGUGUCCAGUACUACGAGGGCAAGGAGCACCGGUACCUCGACUACCCGAUCAUGGACGUUCUGCAGAUGAUGGGCCGUGCCUGCCGUCCAAGAGAGGACGACCGGAGUCGCUGCGUGCUCAUGUGUCAGCAGACGCGCAAGGACUUCUACAAGAAGUUUCUCGCGGAGGGCCUGCCCAUCGAGUCCCACCUGCCGACGAACAUGAUUCACGAUUACUUCCUUGCGGAGAUCGCGGUGAAGACGAUCGAGAACAAACAGGAUGCGAUGGAUAUCUUGACGUGGACGUACUUCUACAGGCGGAUGACGCAGAACCCGAACUACUACAACUUGCACAACGUCAGCCACCAGCACUUGUCCGACCACCUGUCCGAGUUGGUGGAGAACACGUUGAGCGACUUGCAGAAUUCGCAGUGCAUCGCGAUCGAGGACGAGAUGGACGUCACUGCCCUGAACUUGGGUAUGAUCGCGGCGUACUACAACAUCUCUUACGUCACCGUCGAGGUCUACAACUUGUCGCUAAAGGAGCGCACGAAGUUGAAGGGCUUGCUCGAGGUUGUCGCUUCUUCCGCCGAGUUCGAGAUGAUCCCCAUCCGCCGGCACGAAGACGUCUUGCUGCGUCGCAUCUACGAGCGCGUGCCCGUCAAGGUCGACUCUGUCAACUACGAGGCACCGCACUUCAAGACCUUCCUGCUGCUCCAGGCGCACUUCUCGCGCAUCCAAUUGCCGCCAGACCUUGCUGCCGACCAGGUGCUCGUGUUGGAAAAGGUGCUCAACUUGCUAUCCGCCUGCGUUGAUGUCAUGUCGUCGAACGCAUGGCUGAAUGCGCUUGGGGCGAUGGACUUGUCGCAGAUGUGUGUGCAGGCGAUGUGGGAGACGGACUCGCCAUUGAAACAAUUGCCGCACUUCGAGCCGGAGGUCAUCAAACGCUUCCAGGCUGCAGGCAUCGAGAACAUCUACGACUUCCAGCAGAUGGACGACGACCAGCGGACGGAGCUGUUGCAGAUGGACGCUGCGCAGACGCGCGACGUUGCCGUCAUGGCCAAUGCCUUCCCAAACCUCGAUGUCUCGUACGAGCUGGUGAAGGGCGAGUACACUGCCGGCGCACCCAUCCACCUAAAAGUCACUCUCGCCCGCGACGUGGACGAGGACGACGAGGAUGACGAGCAGAUCGUCGUCGCGCCGUUUUAUCCAGCAAAGAAGAUGGUCAAUUGGUGGCUCGUUGUCGGCGAACCAAAUACGCGACAGCUGCUGGUCAUCAAAAAGGUCACCUUCAACAAGGCGCUGAACGUCAAGUUGGAGUUCACGUUGACGAAGGGUCAGCACAACCUGAAGCUGUUCGUCAUCUGCGACUCCUAUGUUGGUGCGGACCACGACAUCCCUCUCGAGCCCGUCGACGUGGCAGAGGGCGAAGAUAGCGACGAUGAUGAUGAUUCUGAUGAGGACAUGGAAGAGUAGACGGUAUUCUGCUGUGUUUUGUAUCGCGCUGUGUUGUUUGCUUUUGGACAUGUAUCAGUAGUAUCUCUCUAAUGGCCCACUCUCCCAGCCUUGUGGGUUCAACAAAUCCUCAAAGAGACAAGCCUUUGAAGGAAACAAUUACCUAUUUG